Molecule: messenger RNA, 1584 nt
Organism: Lodderomyces elongisporus
Lineage: Eukaryota; Fungi; Ascomycota; Pichiomycetes; Serinales; Debaryomycetaceae
Gene: MIT1
Product: mannosylinositol phosphorylceramide synthase catalytic subunit
Exons: 1
Coding region: 1-1584 (527 amino acids)
Biological process (GO): mannosyl-inositol phosphorylceramide biosynthetic process
Molecular function (GO): mannosyltransferase activity
Source: RefSeq, a predicted model, not a curated record
AUGAGAAAGGAACUAAAGUAUAUACUCUGGGCACACGUUGCUCUAGUCAUUUACCUAAUAUACUUGUCUUUUGACCUUAUAACUUUACUCCACGACGACACCUACAGCGAUGCACUUAUCGACUUUGAACUAAACCCACUGAAAAACAGCGGACAAUUGAACAAACCAGCACUCAUCCCCAAAAUCAUCCACCAGACUUAUAAGCUGGAAAACAUUCCAGAUAUUUGGAAAGCUGGCCAACAAGCCUGCAUCGACUUGCACGAAGACUACCAAUACAUUCUCUGGACAGACGAAAUGGCUAGGGAAUUUAUCAGCGAAGAAUUUCCAUGGUUUUUAAAAACCUGGGACAAUUACAAGUACAAUAUCCAAAGAGCAGACGCAAUAAGAUACUUUGCAUUAUACCACUACGGUGGUAUCUACAUUGACUUGGACGACGGAUGCGAAAAAAAAUUGGACCCAUUAUUAACAGUACCGGCAUUUGUCAGAAAAACUAUACCCACCGGUAUCUCCAAUGAUGUUAUGGGAAGUGUACCAAACCACCCAUUCUUUCUCAAGGCAAUCGAAUCAUUGAAAAACUACCAGCGCAACUGGUUGGUACCCUACAUCACCAUUAUGAUCUCUACAGGCCCAUUGUUUUUAUCAGUCAUUUGGAAACAGUACAAGAGAUGGGGUGUUCCUGAAGCUGGCAAAGUAAGAAUCUUGAUGCCAGAAAACUACAAGGGAUACAAUAACUCCUUUUUCGCAAUCGCACCCGGGUCCUCGUGGCACAUGGGAGACGCCAACUUUAUCAAGAGCUUGGCAAACCACUUGGUAUUGGCCGUUAUUGGUGGCUGUUUAAUUGCAGUUGCCAUCUUGGCUAUUGAGUACUUGUUUUACUCAUUUAUCAUCUCCACUUUUUUCAAAAAGUUCACCGCCAAGAUUGGCAACUUUUUCAUGUGGACAAUCACCAAAAUCUUGAGAUUCUUCAACUUGGACAAGUUUAUCGAAUCAAGUGAAGCUUUGAAACAAUACAAGUUGGUGGGCCUUGGAGAAGACGAAGAACGAACCUUUUGCGCAAUAACUGAAAAGUUUAAGCAGCAAGAACAAUUACCAUUGCAUGUACAACAACAACAUCAACAACAACAACAACAACAACAGCUGCUACAACUGCAAGAUAAAGACCAACAAUUGCACAAACAAAAGCAUCCUCACAUUGCACAAGACAAUCAGAACAAAAAGAAUGGCAUCAACUUGAUGCAAUUUUUGAAAAACUCCAAUGUGAAAAGAAGGAGUCGAAAAGAUUCCAACUUGCCAUUCAAUAUUGAGAUGAUGGAGCAAUUGGCUCAAGAUACUACCAUUGUGAUAGCCGAUGAUACUAGCUCUUUACCCAAUACAAAACAACACCACCAACAACAGCAGCAGCAGCAGCAACAGCAGCAGAAAGACGGUGCUCAAGAGCACAUUGUCUACCUCUCCACCAAUGACGACACUGACGUCGAUCCCGAUAACGAAACUGACCAAGCCUUCUUUUCAGACGGGAAUAAUGAUGCCGAUAUACUGGCAAAUGAUGAGUUUAAUGACGACUAUAACGACAACAUUGUAUAA